Scomber japonicus (chub mackerel) is the source of this 5702-nucleotide messenger RNA. RefSeq names its product period circadian clock 3 (gene per3). The transcript is spliced from 22 exons. Gene Ontology annotation, cellular component: cytoplasm; nucleus. Bases 288 to 4133 code for a protein of 1281 amino acids. Gene Ontology annotation, biological process: negative regulation of transcription by RNA polymerase II; entrainment of circadian clock by photoperiod; circadian regulation of gene expression. The record is from RefSeq and is a predicted model, not a curated record. NCBI's taxonomy places the organism in Eukaryota, Metazoa, Chordata, Actinopteri, Scombriformes, Scombridae. Gene Ontology annotation, molecular function: transcription corepressor binding; transcription cis-regulatory region binding.
UGUGUCAAGCGCUCUGAACUGGAUGACGAUUCAGCUACGUGACUAGGGCAUAAUUACACAAAAAAUACAUUUUAGUGCGGUCUGAGGAGCCGUUUAAUGCAAUUUAAUUUGGGGAUAUUGAAGCUGAGACAUACCUGGAAUCGAAAAGUGCUGAAGGGAGACCCUAACAUCCAACAUUCAGCACUGAUUGAAUGAGAAUUCAUUUAUCGUCACCACAUGGAACCCAUUCCCCUUGCUGAGCAUAUGAAGAUCCUUACUGACCACUGUAAUUGGACAAAAUACUAUUAAUGUGUGACCAAAGUGCGGAGAUGCCAGGUGGAGACAGCGGUCCAGAUGGGGAGGAGCCUGCGUUACUGUUGGCCACACAGGGCCAUGGGCAAGAGAGGGUGCCAUCAGGGCAGCUGGAAGGAGGGGCACAGUCUGAGCACCUCAGGGGAGAGGAGAGCGGAGGUUCAGGUGGAGAGGUGGGGCAGGAAGACGAGGAGAUGACGAGCGGUUCGCAUGACCUCUCCUCCUCAGCCAAUCAUAGCCCUGGUAGCACCAUAGGAUCCACCUCAGUCUCCACCAAGAGCAGUGAGCAUGUAAAUGGUGGAAAGGAGCAGACUCACAGAGAGGUGAUGACCACAGUGGCUGAGAUGAAGAAGAGGCUUCCAUCAGAUAAACGCAGCCGUAGCAAAGCUAGCACUGUGGAGGCCUUACAUUACGCACUUAACUGCGUCAAGCAAGUACAAGCCAAUAGUGAGUACUACAAACUGCUGAUGAAAAACGGCCAGGACGAGAGGAGAGAUGCCACUGUCUGCACCCUGGAAGAGUUGGAGAGAGUCACCUCUGAACAAACCCUAACCCUUAAAAACACGGACUCGUUCAUGGUGGUUUUCGCACUGUCGAGCGGCCGUGUGCUGUACGCGUCAGAGCAGGCUCCCAGCAUCCUGUGCUGCAAGAGGAAGUUCCUGGAGUCGGCCAAGUUUGUGGAGCUGCUCUUUCACCAAGAUGUAAAUGUCUUCUAUUCACACACGGCGCAGCCACAUCUGCCACCCUGGAGCAACUCACACACAGCAGGCGUUUUGUUUGACUGUGCCCAGGUCAAGUCUUUCUUCUGCAGAAUCAGGGGUGGGAAGGACCGUGAGGGUGAGAUGCGUUACAACCCGUUUCGGAUCACACCUUAUCUGCUGAAGGUGCAGGGAACAGGAAGCAGUGGGGACGAGGAGGAGCCGUGUUGCUUGGCUCUCGCUGAACGAAUCAUCUCUGGAUAUGAGGCACCUCGGAUCCCCAUGGACAAGCGAAUUUUCACCACGACACACUCACCUGGGUGUGUUUUCCUGGAAGUGGAUGACAGGGCUGUGCCAUUGCUUGGAUACCUUCCUCAGGAUCUGAUUGGCACAUCGUUGCUGACCCACAUUCACCCAGAGGACCGACCCCUCAUGCUGUCUAUGCACAGGAAAGUGUUGAAGUAUGCGGGCCAGCCUCCAUUUGAGCACUCGCCGGUGCGUCUGCGCUGUCAAAAUGGAGAUUACAUCACCUUGGACACCAGCUGGUCGAGCUUCAUCAACCCUUGGAGCCGAAAGGUGGCCUUCAUCAUUGGAAGGCAUAAAGUCAGAACGAGUCCACUGAAUGAGGACGUGUUUGCUGCUCGGCCUAAGGAGUAUUUCCCAAUCACACAUGAAGAAAUAAAAGAUCUGCAAGGAAAGAUCUAUAAACUCUUCCUGCAGCCGGUCCAUAACAAUGGUUCCAGUGGUUACGGCAGUUUAGGAAGCAACGGCUCUCAUGAGCAUUACAUCAGCGUAGCUUCUUCCAGUGACAGUAAUGGUAACCUGUGGGAGGAUGCACAUCGGGAACCGAUGACUCUGCACCAAAUCUGUGCUGAGGUGAACAGUGUCAAGAGUUGGGGCCAACAAGCCUAUCGGGAUUCCAGCCACAAAAUUGCUCUUCUUGGUAAACCUGCCACAGCACGUCAGCCCCCUGGAGCCUCAAAGCCUGAGGUCAGAGAUCGUGAAGAAGGCAGGAAGCAAACACACAUUCCCUCCUACCAGCAGAUCAACUGUGUGGACAACAUUAUCAGAUAUUUGGAGAGCUGUACAGGUCCAGCCCUUAAGCGGAAGAGUGAAUCUCAAUCCCUGGCCACCUCUUCUUCCUCAUCGUCUACCUCAGAAGAUGACAAGCCCGCUGGAGCCACUGACACAGCUCAGGCCAACUCAGAUGUGGUGGUGUUGAACGGUAAGGUGUCGGUGGGCACUACAGCAGCAGCAGUCGUUGGAGCACCUCUAACAGACAUCACCAUGUCCACCAAGGCCAUGAGUGUGGUCUCUGUCACCAGCCAGUGUUCAUACAGCAGCACCAUCGUCCAUGUACCCCAGCCUGAAUCAGAGGCCACAGCACUGGAGGAUGCCCCAAUGGGCAGUGAGCCCACCGAUGCUCCUCCGACCUCUGUCCGUACAGCCCCGAGCCCUGCCACAGAAGAGAAAAGGUUUGUAGGUCUCACCAAGGAGGUACUAUCGGCUCACACCCAGAAGGAGGAGCAAGAAUAUGUGGAUCGAUUCCGCCAUCGCAUCCUCCAGAGCCCCUACAGUUCCCAUCUGCAGCUGGACAACAGCUCUAUGGCUCACUCCCACCACCGAGGUGACUAUGUGCGUCCAGUGAGUGCUUCUGGGUGGAACUGCUCUCGGAGAGGAAAGCCCAGACCCAAGCGCCCUAAACCACAGGGCUCCUCAGACAGCUACACCUCCCCAGCUGGUCCGCCUCGCCAUGUUCCUAACUCCUGGCCCUCCUCAGAGUCCUCCCAGCCCCAUAUGUGUUCGCCCUACAACCAGGCAUCUCCACUCCAGGCGCCAUUCUUUCCCAUGAUGGCUACCCAACCUGUCCCACAGCAACCACCUGCACCACAACAACUACCUGGAGCCACUCCUAUGGUGUUGCAGCCUCCUGACCAAACCCAGCUCAGCUACAACUUCAACAUUAAGCAGUCUACUCAGAACCUGCCAGGCAUACAACCAAUCCAGAUGGAGCCCAUCCAGAACCUGCAGAACAUUCAAAACUUCCACACGCUACAGGCCAUGGCUCAAGCCCAGAACAUCAAUCCUUACAUGACUCCAGUCAUGGCUGUCAUCCUGCCCAACUUCCAAACUUUCACUCCAGCCUACCCGUCCAUUUACCCACCGUCCACCCCCUCUUAUCUGCCCCAAGCACCGAUCAAUAUGACAGGAUUUGCCCCGGACAGUGCCCCCUUUGUUCAGCCCCAAUUCCAAUGUCAGCCUGGCCCCCAAUCACAGACCUCCCCAGGCCUUCUGCUUUGCUCACCCAGAGCCAGCUCCUCUAUUGGGGAAGAGGAGGAGGCAGCUGGCCCCCGGGCUUUGUUCUCCAGCUCUCGCUCAAGUUCUCCCCUUCAGCUCAACUUGCUGCAGGAGGAGCUGCCCAAGCUGAGUGAAGGGCAGAGUAGCACCGGGCACAACCACGCUGAGAGCCUCCACGAACAACACACUAACGAGGGUGGCGCCCCUAGUGAGUCUGGGAACCAUGAUGCCCAGUCAACAACCAGCGAGCUGCUUGAACUGUUGCUGCAGGAGGAUGCCAGGUCUGGGACUGGCUCAAAUGCCUCAGGGUCUGGGUCAGGGGAGUCUGGCUCACUAGGAUCUGGAUCUGGCUCCGGCUCCAAUGGAACCUCCACCUCGCACACCGGCAGCAGCAACAGCAGCAAAUACUUUGCCAGCAAUGAUUCAUCAGACACAUCACGCAAAGCUCGCAAGAGCCAGGAAGCACCGGCAGAACACCAACACACCUUCAACACUCAGGUGGAGAACUCGCUGUGGGGCAUGAUCCAGCACACUCCGGAGCGCGUCAUGAUGACGUACCAGAUCUGCACCAGGGACCAGAAUGAGGUGCUGGCAGAGGACCGAGAGAAGCUGCGGGUUCUUCAGCCCCUCCAACCCUGGUUCAGCCAGGAGCAGAGAGAGGAGCUGGCUGAGGUUCAUCCCUGGAUCCAACAGCACACUAUCCCACAGGAGAUAGACACACAGGGUUGUGUGAGCUGCAGCUCAGGUGCAGUGGGGGCCCACCCCUCUCACCCCCCCGCCCCCGAUAGCUCGUCCCCUUUGGACAGCCCUCAGCAGGAUUCAAUUGGACCUGGGGUAGACACUUGAAAGACCCAGCACCCAAAACAACAACAACCAACCACCCUGCUCACAGUGAAACCAGCCCUGCCUGAAAACCUCGACAAUUCCCACCACACAUCUCUUCUGACCAAUCUGGAGGAGUGGGUUCCUACGCUUUAGUUUAUCUUGAUUUGUAAAGGUGUCAGAGGUUGGACCAGGCCCUGAAGGGACACAGGAGAUGAGGAACAUGGGCAUUUUUACUGGCAUUUACUCUAAGUCAGCCUAAAGUGACUGCCUUUAUUGGACCAUGAAUAUUAUACCUCUCUUCUUAUUGUGUUUAUAGAGCCUCUGUAAGGCUUAGUUUGUAUUUAAUACUGACCACAUCCUUUGGCACCACUUGAUGCCCAUUAUAGGAAACGGGGUCCUAUGGUUGCUGCCCCCUGAACAUGAUCACUGUGUACACCAGCUGUGACCAGGUGAUGAGACAAAGACAGUGCUGGCCCAGUUGGAGUAUCAGAACACACGUCAGACUCUUUCUUCACUGACAUGGUUGUACAGUAUGUAUACCACAUCAACUCCUUCAGUGACAUUACCACAGUUGACACAUGGUAGCUUGUUUUUUGUUUUGUUUUUUGGAGGGGGGGGGGCGUUUGGAUGGACACUAAGACAAAGACACAUUUGCUGCUCUGUUUAUAAUGUUCAAAUUCUAAUCUUGUAAAUUAUUUGUUACUGGAGUGUAUUCUCUUAUUCCAUAGGUUGGUUUUCUCUCGUCCAGAAUAUCUUUUUUUUUUUUUUGUGUGUGUUAUUUUGACUCAUGGACAACAGCAAACAUGUUGAUCAUUGCAAAUUGAAUUUGGAGCGACCACACAAGUCCCACUUUCAUUGCUUAAAGCGUCCAGUACUGAGUCCUUUCUCUGCCCAGUAUCCUGGUCAUCAACUGCACAGUACCUGUAGCUGACCUCUAAUUGUAAAAACACAGCGUGGCCCCAAAUUUCCUCUGAUCUUGGGUUUACUUAUUGAAUGAAUUUCCUCUUAGACUCUGUUUCUGUCUGUUUGACUGGCUGUGUCAGUGUGUGUCUGUGUGUAAAUGUGUAAAAAAGAGAGGCAGAGAGGAAUUGACAAACCCGUUGUAAUUCUGUGAAUGUUGACGUUCUUUUUCUUGUACUGGAUUCAGAUUACAGUCGAGCUUGUGUGUGUGUGUGUGUGUGUGCGUGCGUGUGUGUGCGUGUGCGUGUGUGGAUUGAUUGAGAGCUGCUUCCUUCGAUACAGUUGUCCAUAAACGCAAGACAGACCAGGGUUUUCUACGGUUUUUAGAUUGAAAGUAUAUUACAGUACCAUGUAUUUUAUAGAAAAUGUACACAAAACAGAACUUCACAAAAGUGUAUAAAAAGCCAUUUGUCUUGAAUUCAGGGAGUUUGUGACACAAAGGAAUGAAUAAAUGAACUAUGACCUAAUGUGUCCUUCAGUGUGAUUUAUUAACACUAAUGGAUGAUGUACAACUUCUACACCCAUCAGAUCUACCAAUAGUUGCAGACUCAACAAAAAAACGUAAAAAGAAUCAGCAACCAAGUACGUACAUGAUUUACACCACAACCGAGGAGGUAUACCUGAGGACAC